This is a messenger RNA of Peromyscus maniculatus bairdii (prairie deer mouse), 10595 nucleotides long. RefSeq names its product autophagy related 2B (gene Atg2b). Gene Ontology annotation, biological process: autophagy of mitochondrion; glycophagy; autophagosome assembly. The record is from RefSeq and is a predicted model, not a curated record. Gene Ontology annotation, cellular component: phagophore; phagophore assembly site. NCBI's taxonomy places the organism in Eukaryota, Metazoa, Chordata, Mammalia, Rodentia, Cricetidae. Gene Ontology annotation, molecular function: phosphatidylinositol-3-phosphate binding; protein-membrane adaptor activity.
CGCUUGCGCCAGUUGCUCGAGUGCGCGCGGGGAGUCUAGGUCUCGGGAACGCGCCAGGAGCGUCUCGGAGGCGGGAGCGCGCCUCGUAGAUGACAACAAAUUUGUCGCGCAGUGGCGGAGUCCGCCUCGCCGCCGUCGUCGGCCCUCUGGCUCUCGUGCGUACUCUCUCCGGACCGACAGAGCUCUUCGGAAGCCUCCGGCCUGGGGCGCCAGGUUUCGCUCAGCUACCCGUUCCCGCCGGGCCUAGUGUGAACGACGCGACGCGGGCCAUGGGGUCGCCUUGAGGGACGGCGGCACUGAACCGUCAUGCUGCGGCCACCGCGAACCUAGACGUCACCGCAGCCUGGGGACGCCGGCCGGACCCCGAGGUGCUGUCGCUGCCUGGACCCCAGGUCCGAUCCCGGAGUAGCCGCAGCGCGCAGCCCCGGCCCUCCCAGCCGCCAGCCUCACCAACAUGCCUUGGCCAUUUUCAGAGUCUAUCAAGAAGAGGGCCUGUCGGUACCUCCUGCAGAGGUACCUGGGCCACUUCUUGCAGGAGAAGCUGAGCCUGGAGCAGCUGAGUCUGGACUUGUACCAGGGCACCGGGUCGCUCGCCCAGGUCCCCUUGGACAAAUGGUGUCUCAAUGAAAUCCUGGAGUCAGCAGACGCACCUUUAGAAGUCACCGAAGGAUUCAUUCAGUCAAUUUCCCUGUCGGUUCCAUGGGGCUCCUUGCUGCAGGAUAAUUGUGCACUGGAAGUGAGAGGGCUAGAGAUGGUCUUCCGUCCUAGACCUCGUGUAGCAACUGGGUCUGAGCCUAUGUAUUGGUCCAGCUUCAUGACCAGCAGUAUGCAGCUGGCAAAGGAGUGUCUUAGCCAGAAGCUGACAGAUGAGCAAGGAGAAGCAUCCCAGCCUUUUGAAGGUCUGGAAAAGUUUGCGGAAACCAUCGAAACAGUACUAAGAAGAGUGAAAGUCACUUUUAUAGACACUGUGUUAAGAAUUGAACAUGUGCCAGAAAAUUCCAAAACUGGAGCUGCACUUGAAAUCCGAGUAGAGAGAACCGUGUACUGUGAUGAAACUGCUGACGAGUCCUCAGGCGUCAAUGUGCAUCAGCCCACAGCUUUUGCUCACAAAUUGCUGCAGCUCUCUGGAGUGUCUCUCUUCUGGGAUGAAUUUUCUGCUUCAACAAAAUCUUCCCCAGUGUGUUCAACUGCACCAGUGGAAACUGAGCCAAAGCUGUCACCUAGCUGGAACCCCAAAAUUGUUUAUGAGCCACACCCACAGCUAACUAGAACUUUACCAGAGAUAGCACCCUCGGAUCCAGUGCAGAUUGGAGGGCUAGUGGGCAGGCUGGAGUUGAGUCUCACUCUGAAACAGAAUGAAGUGCUUCCGGGAGCCAAGUUGGAUGUUGAUGGACAGAUAGAUUCCAUUCAUCUAUUCCUGUCGCCAAGGCAAGUACACCUGCUUUUGGAUAUGUUAGCAGCUAUUGCUGGACCAGAAAAUUCUAGCAAAAUAGGGUUAGCUAAUAAAGACAGGAAGAAUCGACCCAUGCAGCAGGAAGACGAGUAUCGAAUUCAGAUGGAAUUAAACCGAUAUUAUCUGAGGAAAGAUUCCCUGUCUAUGGGUGUAUCUUCAGAGAAGAGCUUCUAUGAGACAGAAACGGCUCGCACACCUUCUAGCCGUGAAGAAGAAGUUUUCUUCUCCAUGGCAGACAUGGACAUGUCUCACAGUCUGUCGUCUCUUCCACCCCUUGGGGACCCUCCACACAUGGACCUGGAGUUAUCCCUGACUAGUACAUAUACAAACACACCUGCAGGAUCACCGCUAAGUGCUACUGUGCUGCAGCCAACUUGGGGAGAGUUUGCGGACCAUAAAGAGCAGCCUGUGAGAGGGCCAGCAUUCCCAUCUGAUUUGGUCCACCCGGCGCCUUUACAAAAAGCAGCUCUCCCCUCUAGGUCUGUGUCAGUGGAUGAAUCCAGGCCUGAGUUCAUCUGUAGACUGGCUGUGGGCAUCUUCUCAGUCUCCGUGCUGCACAUCGAUCCUUUGUCUCCAGCGGAAACCUCUCCGAACGUCAAUCCAUUGACACCCAUGGCCGUUGCGUUCUUCUCUUGUAUAGAGAAGAUGGACCCAACCAGACUGUCGACAGAAGACUUUAAGGCUUUUCGAGCAGUCUUUGCAGAUGCUUGUUCACACGAUCACCUCAGAUUUAUAGGUACCGGCAUCAAAGUGUCCUAUGAGCAGAGACAAAGGUCGGCUUCCCGGCAUUUUAGCACUGACAUGUCCAUUGGGCAGAUGGAGUUUUUGGAGUGUCUGUUUCCAACGGAUUUUCAUUCUGUCCCUCCCCACUACACAGAGCUUCUAACGUUCCAUUCCAAAGACGGGACUGAUGGCCAUCUCCCCGUGUGUCUGCAGCUUCACUAUAAGCACUCUGAGACUAGAGGACCCCAGGGUAAUCAAGCAAGACUGAGUUCAGUUCCUCAGAAGGCAGAAUUACAAAUUAAAUUAAAUCCAGUGUGUUGUGAACUGGAUAUCAGUAUUGUGGAUAGGUUAAAUUCCUUGCUUCAACCACAGAAACUCACUACAGUAGAGAUGAUGGCGUCGCACAUGUAUGCAUCAUAUAAUAAACAUAUUAGUUUGCACAAGGCUUUCACUGAAGUGUUUCUAGAUGACACACACAGCCCUGCAAAUCGCCGGGUGUCUGUACAAGUCGCCACCCCAGCGCUGCAUCUUUCUGUUCGCUUCCCCAUUCCUGAUCUUCGGUCAGACCAGGAAAGAGGACCCUGGUUUAAGAAGUCUCUUCAGAAGGAGACCCUCCAUUUAGCAUUCACAGAUCUGGAGUCUAAGACGGAGUUUGUGGGAGGAUCCACCCCAGAACAAACUAAACUGGAACUGACUUUUAGAGAGCUAACUGGGUCAUUCCAGGAGGAGAAGGGAGAGCCAUCUGUCAAAUUUUUCCAUGUGUCUGGUGGAGUAGAUGGAGACACAGCCUCAUCAGAUGACUUUGACUGGCCACGAAUGGUACUGAAAAUAAAUCCACCAGCCAUGCAUUCCAUUUUGGAGAGAAUAGCAGCUGAAGAGGAGGAAGAGAAUGAUGGUCACUACCAGGAAGAGGAGGAAGGAGGGGCUCAUUCCCUGAAAGAUGUCUGUGACCUGAGGCGACCAGCCCCAUCUCCCUUUUCCUCUCGUAGAGUUAUGUUUGAGAAUGAGCAGAUGGUGAUGCCGGGAGACCCUGUAGAGAUGACAGAAUUUCAGGAUAAAGCCAUCAGCAAUUCUCACUAUGUGCUGGAACUUUUGCUACCAAAUAUCCACAUGACACUGCCCAAUAAAAGCUUUUACGAGAAGCUGUAUAACAGGAUCUUUAAUGACCUGCUUCUCUGGGAGCCAACAGCUCCUUCCCCAGUGGAGACACUUGAGAAUAUUUCCUACGGUGUUGGGCUUUCGGUAGCCAGUCAGCUGAUCAACACCUUCAGCAAAGACAGCUUCAGCCCCUUUAAGUCUGCAGUUCACUAUGAUGAAGACAGUGGAUCUGAAGAAGAGACUUUGCAGUAUUUUUCUGCUGUUGAUCCCAACUAUCGUUCCCGUAGGAAAAAAAAGUUGGACUCUCAGAACAAGAGCUCUCAGAGUUUCCUAUCAGUCCUUCUGAAUGUCAAUCAUGGAUUAAUGGCAGUGUUCACAGAUGUAAAGCAAGAGAAUGGAGAGCCGAUGGGAAAUAAGCAUGGUGAAUUCUGGUUAGAAUUCAACAGUGGCUCAUUAUUCUGUGUGACAAAAUACGAAGGUUUCGAUGACAAGCACUACAUCUGCCUGCAUUCCAGCAGCCUCAGUCUGUACCACAAAGGCAUAGUAGAUGGAGCCAUUCUCCCUACAGAGACACGCUUGCCCAGUUCAACGCGCCCACAUUGGUUGGAACCUACAAUUUAUUCCUCUGAAGAAGACGGCCUCAGCCGAGCCGCCUCUGACGGUGUUGGGGGAGACAAUUUGAAUAUGCUCUCGGUGGCUGUGAAGAUACUGUCUGAUAAAUCAGAGUCCAAUACAAAGGAGUUCCUUGUGGCUGUGGGGCUGAAAGGAGCCACUCUGCAGCACAGGAUGCUGCCCACCGGACUCAGCUGGCACGAGCAGAUUUUAAACUUCUUGAAUAUUGCUGAUGAACCUGUUUUGGGAUAUAACCCUCCAACUUCAUUUACAACUUUUCAUGUUCAUCUUUGGAGCUGUGCACUUGAUUACAGGCCCCUUCACCUGCCAAUCCGAUCCCUUCUUACUGUUGAGACGUUCAGCAUUUCUAGCAGUGUUGCCUUGGAUAAAUCUUCCUCCACUCUCAGAAUCAUCAUGGAUGAGGCUGCUUUACACCUGUCUGACAAGUGUAACACUGUCACUAUAAACCUGAAUAGAGAUUAUGUUCGUGUGAUGGACAUGGGACUUUUAGAGCUGACCAUAACUGCAGUGAAGUCAGAUUCUGAUGGAGAACAGACUGAGCCCCGCUUUGAGUUGCACUGUUCCAGUGAUGUCGUCCACAUCAGAACAUGCUCAGACUCAUGCGCCGCACUGAUGAAUCUCAUUCAGUAUGUCGCAAGUUACGGGGACUUACAUGCACCUAACAAAGCAGAAGUGAAGCCCGGAGUCCCACAGAGAAAGCCAAAGGUAGAUUCCAGUGGUCGAUCAUCUUCGCGUGGUCCGGUGCUUCCUGAAGCUGACCAGCAGAUUUUACGGGACCUGAUGAGUGACGCCAUGGAGGAGAUUGACAUGCAGCAGACCUCUGCCCCUGUCGGACCACAGACUAAUGGUGUCCUGGAUGAAAAGUCGCACACUCAGGAGCCAUGCUGUUCAGACCUCUUCUUGUUCCCAGACGAGAGUGGGAAUGUGUCCCAGGAGCCUAGCCCUGCUCAUGCCUCCCUCCCUCACCACUUGAUUAGUGACACAGGGACAGGAGCACCCACUGAAAAUGAUGACUUUUGCAUUCUUUUUGCACCAAAAGCAGCCAUCCAGGAGAAGGAAGAAGAGCCAGUGAUAAAGAUCAUGGUUGACGAUGCGAUUGUGAUAAGAGACGACUAUUUCAGUCUGCCCAUUACAAGGAUGGAUAGCAGCAAAGCCCCGCUUCACUUUCCCAUCCCGGCCAUUCGCUAUGUUGUUAAGGAAGUCUCGCUGGUGUGGCAUCUUUAUGGAGGCAAGGACUUUGCAACAGUCCCUCCUACUUCUCCAGCUAAGAGUUACAUUAGUCCCCAUAGCUCACCUUCUCAAACACCUACAAGGCAUGGACGUCAUACAGUCUGUGGGGGCAAAGGAAGGAACCAUGACUUUUUAAUGGAAAUACAAUUAAGCAAGGUGAAGUUUCAGCAUGAAGUCUACCCCCCGUGUAAGCCUGAGUGUGAGUCCAGCCUCCUAGAGCACCCGGUCUCCAGGCAGGUGUUCAUUGUUCAGGAUCUUGAAAUUCGGGAUCGGCUGGCAACAUCACAAAUGAACAAAUUUUUAUACCUGUACUGCAGCAAAGACAUGCCUCGUAAAGCUCAUUCCAACAUGUUGACAAUUAAAGCAUUACACGUCCGUCCGGAGUCUGGCAGGUUACCACAGGAGUGCUGUUUGAGAGUGUCACUGAUGCCACUUCGCCUCAAUAUCGACCAGGACGCCCUGUUCUUCCUCAAGGAUUUCUUCACAAGUCUUUCUACAGAAGUGGAGCUUCUGUUGACUCCAGAUCCAGAAGUUACAAAGUCUCCUGCAGCUGAUGUCACCUGCAGUUUGCCAAGGCAUCUGAGUACCUCAAAGGAGCCAAAUCUAGUAGUCCCUGGGCCCAAACAGCCUUCCCCAAACCAUAGUGCCAGUUCAGCGGAGGGGGCUAAUGGCCUGGAGGAGAAGGACUUCUCAGCCGAGGAAGCUUCAGUUAGAGACCAGCCUGUGUUUUUUAGAGAAUUCAGAUUCACAGCAGAAGUUCCUAUUCGGCUUGACUAUCACGGCAAACAUGUAUCAAUGGAUCAGGGAACACUGGCUGGGAUUUUGAUUGGCCUGGCUCAGUUGAACUGUUCAGAGCUGAAGCUGAAGAGGCUCUUCUAUAGGCAUGGUUUGCUAGGUAUUGACAAAUUGUUCUCAUAUGCAAUCACCGAAUGGCUUACUGACAUUAAGAAGAACCAACUACCAGGAAUCCUGGGAGGUGUUGGGCCUAUGCAUUCACUAGUUCAAUUAGUGCAAGGCCUGAAGGACUUGGUGUGGCUGCCGAUCGAGCAGUACCGGAAGGACGGUCGCAUCGUCAGAGGCUUCCAGAGAGGUGCUGCCUCCUUCGGGACCUCGACUGCAAUGGCUGCGCUAGAACUCACCAACAGAAUGGUUCAAACCAUACAGGCAGCGGCAGAGACUGCUUAUGACAUGGUGUCUCCGGGUACCCUUUCCAUUGAGCCCAAGAAGGCAAAGAGAUUUCCUCAUCACCGGUUAGCCCAUCAGCCAGUCGACCUGAGGGAAGGUGUGGCCAAGGCCUACAGUGUUGUAAAAGAGGGAAUUGCAGACACGGCUCAGACCAUUUAUGAGACGGCAGCUCGAGAACACGAGAGCAGAGGGGUCACUGGUGCUGUGGGUGAAGUCCUGCGCCAGAUCCCACCGGCAGUGGUCAAGCCCUUAAUUGUAGCCACCGAAGCCACAUCAAAUGUGUUAGGUGGCAUGAGAAACCAAAUCAGACCAGACGUUCGGCAGGACGAAUCGCAGAAGUGGCGCCAUGGGGAGGACUGACGUGUCCAGUGUGACUGCACAGUGUGGGGAGGGAGCUAAGAGCAGGCUGGCCUAGUGCAGCUUCCUAGAGAACGUGUUUAAUGUAUGUGCUCAUCUCAGGAACAAAAGCCGUCUUUAGUUAAAUAAUUUAAUGUCAAAACACAUGCAGCCAAAACCUUGUGACAUUUUAGAGCCUGGCACUUGCCUGCAGGAGUGGCUGGUCGCUGGUGUCAUGGUCAGUAGAGAUUUGCUGCCAUGUUGAAUGCUUUGCUUUCAUUAAAGUGACUGUAAUUGUACUUGUUACUGACAAGAUCUCAUUGGGAACAUCUUUGUAAACAGUGUUGAGUGCUUAAAAAAAAAAAAAAAGAAAGAAAAAAAGAUUGGAGCAAUUCCCAAAGCACCAGGGAGCACUCUUGUGGUUCUGGGGAGUUGAUUUCUCAGCUCACAGUUUCAACACUUCCGAUGCUGGUGAGAGAAGCCAUAGCGAGAGCAAAGCAGCCAGGGCUCCAGGGUCUGAUAAAGCAGGCCUCGACUCCCCAGGGACCACCUGCUCGGUCACCUGGAGAAAGUCACAGACAGGUCUGCCGAGCUGCACUUUAUCCUCUGUGCGUGGGGGUGUGUGUGCGUGUUUGUGCGUGUGUGUUUGUGUGGUGUAACACAGGUAUGCCAUGUUCUCUGUCAUUCACAAGGUUCCAUAAAUAUGGACAGAAGUGAAGAUGUCUCCGUUUGGGCAAAGAAAGGUAACCCAAAUGUAGUAUGUUUCUGUAUCCAAAUGCAAGUGAAAGUGUGUGCUCUGUGGUGGACUCUGUGUGUCCAUUGUUAAGUACAUAGUGCAGACUAUUAGGAAUGUGUGGCAAGGGACACUGGAAGUGGGCUUUAUCCUUAGAAAGUUAAAUAAAAAUACUCCAAAUAUGUACUAGUCAGCUAAUUCAAAGUACCAUUUUUACUUGGUUAAUAAUGUACAUUUUGAUAACAUGUCAGGAACGAAUAAAGUAUUUUUAUUUAAAGGUAAGACUGUUGUAUACUUCCAUGAAUGUUUUGUUUUUCUGAGAGUACAUUCAUUGAUGCAAUGUUACUAUUGAUGAUGGGAUAUUUGGAGACACAUCUCAGAACUGAUUGUAGUUGCUGCCACUCAGUGUUGAGGAGAAAGGGGUGAUUGUUUGCAAUCUGCCUAGGACUCAGCAGAAAAGCAGAACUUUGUAUUCAUCCCUGUUUGGAGUCACAUGCUGUCCCCUUUUGGUCUCUAAAGUAUUGGUGGGUAUCAGGGUGAACUAAAUGCCACAGCUGAGAUCUCAGUUUCACCCUCUGAAAGCUCUGAACAAGAAGGCAGUGCCAACCCCUAAUCCAAACUCUCGAGUUUCUAACAAUAGUGCUGUGUGUGUUUGCAGAAGCUUGAUUUCCUUUCACUGCUGUGAAACUUCAAAGAACAGGUCUCAGAGCAGCUGCUGGUGGCCUCAUGGGCCCUCACGGUGGGCUCUUCUGUACUUGUUAAGUGGAGCAGUGUCUGAUACGGCCCUGGGCAGACACUGUGGGUAGUAGUGGAAUUUGUCGCUGGGGCUGGCUAGGACCAUCUGUCCUUCUAAUGAAACAUGCAGUGUGUGUUACCUGUCGCAUUUGGUCAGACUUCACCCCACAUCCUUGGUUAUGUUUAAGGUCUGUGAGAGUGGUACCCAGAAGUAACAUCCCCUUUGCCCUCUGAGCUGUGUACAGCUCUCUCUUUUAACGAGGUAAAUGAAGCCAUGUAAGCAAGUGUCUCUAUGAUGUUAUCUCCUGCUUCUCCUUCUUGUCCUUCUGCACCUUGCCAGAGAUGUUGAUUUGGUCUCGAGGUCUGUGUGCAUUAUCGAGUCCCUGGUGGGGACUUGUAAGUUAUCUAUCUGUUGUGUUUUCUUUUGUGUUGUGAUGACAUGUAGCGUGUUGACAGGCUCCUUGGGUUCCCUCAUCUGCAGUUAUCAAGUAAAUGACUUCACUUGGCCAAGAUGUCUCACCUCACUCAUCCCCAGUGUCCCUCUGUAAGUGAAAAAGCUCCUUAGGGCGAAGUUUGUGUAAAUUUCUGGGCAGUUAGGUCACAGUGGCAUAAGCAGAAAUAAUGGUGUGUGCCUUCCUGCUCAGUAGAGUGCCCAGACCCAUGAUGUCAGGCUGGUGGCUAUGGACACUGUGGCUGUGCACACCACAGCAGCUGUGGGCUACUUCAGAUCUCUCUUCUUAGAGUGACACCUUCCUGAUCUGGCAACAUGCCUGCAUGGUUGAGUCUGGGUUGAUAAUUCUGACUGGAGUAGGCUGCAUGUGCCCACACAGAGUCCUCUACAGGAGUCAGGGAAGCAGGCUUGCUCAGGAUCACUCAGCUGGUCCAGACCCUGCCUGUGUUGCCUAUGGCAGCAGAGACUGAAGCAGUUGUCGAAUGGGACUGACUGGGAACCCCGACUUUUCCUGUCUGUCCUCACCCCCUGUUACUCUGAGCAGGGCAUACAUAGACAUAGCAGUAGGUUUCCAUUUUGAUGAGGUUUCCCACAAGAGUACAUAUAUUUGGGUAAUGUGGAUUCCCACUUAAGAGUACAUAUAUUUGUCAUCAGUAUUCUUAAAAUGUAAAAGUCACUGUAAGGAAAAAAAAAUCCAAGUAGCAAUGUUCGUAAGCACAGUAUCAGGGCCCAUCUGUCCUGCCUCCUGUCCUGUGUCACUUUGAAGGGCUACUGCAGGGUUCCUAUGGGACCCGUCAGCUGUGUCUGCUUCAGUGGCUAGCCAUCCAGAAGCCCUCACCCCUCCCUGGGUGUCCUGUGACUCGGGACUGGCACCUGAGUGUUUCCACCAUUGGGAUUGGAAGUGAGGAUUCUACCCUGCGAUUAAUGACUUUCAGGGUUAACCAUGGGUUGUCUUAAUUGAAAUGAUAUAUGCGUAAAACACUGCAUAAGAGACUUAGGCCACUCUGCUUUACUUCUGCCCGUGUUGAGUACAGUCCCUCCGAUUCCAGGCUUCUGAGGACAGUGGGAAACACUUCCUCCCUUCACAUCCCAUUGGGAAUGUAGAGUUCAAAGUCCCUUGGAAGGACUGAACACAGGGGUGAUAUCCUUCUGUCUGCAGCUGGACGGACCACUUAGUAUCAAAGUCAAAUACAUAUUUGCAUCUUGGGUUGAAAAGGAAGAUUAUUUGUACAGUGUAGAGAAGUGUACUGAUGAUUUCCUUUUCUUUUUAAUCAGGAAGUUUUAUUUUGGUUUACAGGAAGGUAUAGCCACUAUUCUUAUAAGAAUGCUAGGAUGUCACAUGUCAGCCUUUGUGUGGACAUUUUCAGGAUUGUACUGGGCACGCUUACCUUUGAGAGAUUCCAUGUGCACAGUUGCAGGUCAGCCAGAAAUUCUGAAUGAGAAAUCUUUGAGUCUUAGCGUUUCAUAUUUUGAAUCUCACCAUUUCCUGUAGGCAUAGGACUCGGAAGCCGACAUUGGCCUUCCCUAAGCAUCAUUGGGAUUGGGCAGUAAGCCUCGGGGUGCUGCCUGUCCACUGCAGUUUGGAAGAUGUGACUGUAUUGUCAGCUGCUCCCUUCCUCUUGGCACUGUGGGGCGAGGGCUGGCCUCUCCCUUCGCAAAGAUGUUUACUCAGCUGUCUCACGCGCACUUUGCUGGUUGGAAGUGUCUAGCCUUGUUUGUGUAGCCCAUUGGUCCCACUGGGCUGCUUGCGUUUUCAUGGAGUUUUUUAGGCACCAAGUUCAUCUUUUUCUGUGGACCCUCCUCGCCUGUCUCAGAUGUUAAACCACCUCACCACAUGGCCAUUGUCUUUGCUGAGAAUCCUGACUUUCCUGAUUAUGGCAACUCUGGAUGUAAAUAAGAAUAUUCCUCUGUACAAGUAUUUUUGUGAAAAAUGUAACUUGUUAGUGUGACUAUUUAAAAUACAAUGACGUUAACUUGUGAAAAAAUUAAAAUAUUUCCUCUUUGUUUUUUGCUUUAAA